This is a messenger RNA of Paralichthys olivaceus (Japanese flounder), 1517 nucleotides long. RefSeq names its product T-cell immunoglobulin and mucin domain-containing protein 4-like. Lineage: Eukaryota; Metazoa; Chordata; Actinopteri; Pleuronectiformes; Paralichthyidae. Gene Ontology annotation, biological process: apoptotic cell clearance; cytoskeletal rearrangement involved in phagocytosis, engulfment. The record is from RefSeq and is a predicted model, not a curated record. Gene Ontology annotation, molecular function: phosphatidylserine binding.
UGGAGGCAGAGAUUCAUUUUUUCUUCACUUCAGGACGUUGUUAUACAAGAGUGUACACACACACGAUGCGUGGUCUUUGUGCUUUUUUUCUCUCCAUCCUGACCCAAGUGUCCUCAGAAACCUCGAGUGAUGUCAUUGGCCUCAUUGGGCACAAUGUCACCCUGCCCUGUAGGUAUGACACCCAAACUCAUGGCGUGCUGAGUUUCUGUUGGGGACUAGGGGAGGUGCCCAGGUCCAAAUGCUCCGACACUGUCCUCUCGUCCCAGGAUGGGGUCAUAGAGUUGAGACAGUCAUCCAGGUACCAGCUGCUGGGCAGGGAGACAGAGGGAGACAUUUCCCUGACCAUCUUGAACGCUCAGCUGAGCGACAGUGGUGUGUAUGGCUGCAGGGUCGAGAUCCCAGGGUGGUUCAAUGACCAGAAAGUCAACACUCACCUGCUCAUGGAGGAAGCACAACCUGUUACCCAGGAUGGUAAUGGUGAACAAUCAGAAAUAUGGACAACAUCUGCACCAGUGGCGAGCAAAGUUGGACAUUUCGAAGUCUUCCUGGAAGUGGGGACCAUUGCCAGGACAGGAGCUAUUUUCCUCUCCACCUUGGUCAUAAUCCUCAUCCUUAUUUUCCGCAGAAAGUUCCAGCUGGAGAGGAGCCUUCAGGAUCCUAACACCCCAGCUGUGGAAAACAUAUAUGAAAGUGUCCCAAUGAGUGAUGGUCAGCUCUACAUGAAGAAAGGAUUUUUUACACAAGAAACCUCAGGGUGAAGAAGUGCCUGCUUGUCAUGUGCUGACACUUUCCAUCUCCUCUGGUUCAGAGAAGAACCCUUUGACUGCAAGAGAGUGUCAUCUCCUAUUUCCCUCCAGUGAAGCAGCCAAUGUUCUCUGAUUCAAGAAAAGUUUGAUUAUCCAUCAGAAGAUACAAAAAUAUAAUAUAUUAUAACAAAUGAUCAUUUCAGUCUUUCUGUGCUUCAUGGCAAAUUUAAUGUCACAGCCAAGAGGAGCUUGUGGAUGGUGAGUGUUUGUGAAGACAACGCCACCUGCUGGAGUCCAAUAUUAGAGGAGGGCACUUUAUAGUGAAAAGUAAUGUGACCUUAGUUUGGUGGUUACAGUAAAUAUGUGAUGAGAAGGUGGGAAGGGAAAGUGAAGGAGAAACUGGUCACAUUUAUGUUAAAUGUAAAAGAGGCUACUAACUGUAGACUGAAAAACUAUAUUCAUUAAAGAUUAAAAAAUAAAUACAUUUUAGAAAUAUGUCAUUGUGGAACUUUCAGCACAUUUAAACAGAUUUAAGAUGACAUGGCUUCAGUUUAACGACUAAACCAAUUAUCCAUUUCUCUUCCCCCUGUGUUGGGUAUUUAUUUUUUUCCGUGAAAAAUCAAGAAAUCAUAAUCUAUCUUAUAAUGUCAUGACUGAGAAAAUCAGCUGUAACCUCUCAGAAACUAUAACAUGUAGUUGUUGCUGUAUACGCUGCCUUCUGUAACAUGACAUCCUAUCUGUUGAAAUCAAACAAAUAAAUGUUAAAAAACG